AUGUUUGUUUUCAGCAGUGCUCUAGCAGUUUUUCAGAAAACAACAGAAGAAUUUUCACAUCAAUUCUUAUCAGUUUCGAGCAAAACAAUUAAAGUCUAUGUUCAUCUAGUGUUUCUUCGAAUAGGUGAAAUUGAUACAUUAAAUGAAAAAUAUCAAGCACAAGCAUCAAUUGAAUCUCGUUGGUCUGUCGAAUUAGAGAACCUUUUACCAAAUCUAUCAUCGGACGAGCAACAACGUCUCAUGCAAGGAAAAUCGAUAUCUCUUAUUAAAUAUACUGAAUUUAACUGGCAUCCUCAAUUAUAUAUUGAAAAUGCUUUAGGAGAUUUAAAGGAACAAAUAAGAUAUAGUGCAACAAUAUCUCGUACAGAUAAUAAAAUAUAUAUUUGUGAACACCGUAAUAUUAAAGGGUCAUUUUGGGAAAAACUUGAACUAUACCAUUUUCCAUCUGAUGUUCAAGAAUUAUCAAUAUCAGUGGGUUCAAUGCUUUACGAUGAUAAAGUUCUAUUGAUAGUUGAUCCAUAUUAUUUGAGUGGAAUUAAUCGCGAAGUAUUUAUUGAUCAACAAGAAUGGUCAUUAUUUGAACAUGUUGAUACUAAACAAAGAUAUUUGAAAGAAUUUUUGUUUCAAGGUGGUGUUGAAGAAUAUAAUGAUGAAGAUGAUUAUGGAAAUACUGAUAAUAAUAAUAAUAAUAAUAAUAAAGACCGAAAUCGUUCAAUUUUUACUGUAACAUGUUAUGCUGCUCGUCAAUCGAAUUACUUUUAUUGGAAUGGGUAUUGUAUGAUAUUUCUAAUUACUUCAGUAUCGUUUUGUAUAUUUACUAUUCCACCAAAUCUAUCAGCAAAUCGUCUUCAAAUUUCUUGCACACUUCUUUUAACAUCAAUUACUUUUCGAUGGACAGUAAAUCGAUCACUUCCCACAAUAUCCUACUCAACAUCAAUGGAUAAAUAUGCAAUAAUGUGUCUAUUUAUUCUUGUUAUUCUUUCUAUUUGGCAUGCUAUUAUUGGUGGUUUAAUACUUCGAUAUACAUCUGAUUUUCACAAAACUUCAAUAACAUGUUUUAUCAAUUUUGAUCGGUAUGUUCUAUAUGUUUCACUAAUUAUCUAUAUAUUAAUUCAUGGGAUGCUACUUAUUUGGUUAUUUUGUGUUCCGUUAAAACAUCGACGUCAAUUGAAGCAAAAAGAUAUUCAAUAUCGACAAUUGUUAUCAAAAAAAUGUCAAUUAUCAAAGAAAAAAUUAGAAAAUAAUUCUGACUACGUUUCAAUUUCAAUACAAAUUUAA
Molecule: messenger RNA, 1278 nt
Organism: Rotaria socialis
Lineage: Eukaryota; Metazoa; Rotifera; Eurotatoria; Philodinida; Philodinidae
Source: the annotation of a GenBank genome assembly